Chenopodium quinoa (quinoa) is the source of this 3524-nucleotide messenger RNA. RefSeq lists its product as uncharacterized. The record is from RefSeq and is a predicted model, not a curated record. NCBI's taxonomy places the organism in Eukaryota, Viridiplantae, Streptophyta, Magnoliopsida, Caryophyllales, Amaranthaceae. The transcript is spliced from 5 exons. Bases 2447 to 3238 code for a protein of 263 amino acids.
AAAAAUAUAAAUAAUAAAUCAAUAAAUAAUUUUGCAUAUCAACCCAAAAUAAUUAUUUUGAAUUUCAAAAUUAAAUACAAUAGCAUCUUUUUUGACAUUCAUCUUGAUUCUUGCCCCCCUCUUCCCAUCCUUCCCAACUCAUCCUCAUAAAUACCAAACAUUUAGAGGCUUUUAUAUCAUUUCCUUUUUGCCCUACUCAUUUCAUUUCUUCUCCCCCUCUCUUAUUGUUUUUUAUGCAUUUGGUUGUUGUCAUAUUAAUUCAAUGAAUUCAUUCUCAAAACUUUCAAAAUCCUUUCUCCUCUUUUCAUCUCCCCCUAUAUCAAUCCAAAAUUCUCAAACCUCUUAAACAACAACAACAAACCAUUAAAAAAGAGGUUUCGCCUCAAGUAGGGUUUCUAGGGCUGUCAGAUGUACUCAAUCUUAUCCUUAGAAUUCCCGAUGACACGCCCCAAAAUUAUAAUUCUCGGACUAGUUAUGCAUCUUCAAUGAAAUAAACAUUUCCCUUUUUUCCCUUAUGGUUGGUUUUGUUUAAACUUGUGCAUGGGAUAUUGGUACGAUUCAAUCAGAAAACCGGAUUCUCGUAGUAGAGAACCUUGUGUAUUUGAUUGAGCCGUGCCAAUAUCCCGUGUAGUAAUGAAUAUUGGUGGUGCGUAGAGCACAUUAAUUUUGUUGUAUGCAGGAUAUGGGAGAGCAACACAACACUGCCUUUUUCAUGUUCUCAACCACCGGUUGGUAUCAUGGACACCCCAGUAAAUGACGUGUUAGGGUCGUCUGUGUUUGUGGAUGGUCCAAAUGAAAAUGAAGCAUAAUUUGAUUAGUUACUUGGGAGGAUGCCGAUAAAUUCUUCAGGAAAUAUGGCAGACAAAGGGGAUUUGGAGUAUUCCGGGCAGCUCGGAAUUACAAGAUAGAGAAUGGUAAAACAGACAAGAGUAAGAAGAGGAGCUACAUUUGGCGGUGUGAAUGUGCUGGUAAGCCAGACUUACGAAGAAGAGUAAAUGGGAAAAGGGUGUAUGGUGGUGGUUUAGCAUUGGAUCUAAAUAGGAGGAAGACUAAGAAGUGUGGCCGUCCUGUGGAAAUGAGGGCUGCUUGUAAACCUCAUGGUUCUUGGGAAGUGCGGAAGGCAAUCAUAGAACAUCAGUAUCACAAUCCAACUCCCCGAAAGUCUCGAUAUAUUUCUAUGUACCGGCAGGAUGAAAUUACAACUGCGGUUAGGAGGAAUUUGUUCAAUGAUUGUAGUGCUGGUACUAAGGUUACACAAGUGCAUCGUAGUUUAGCAAAGGAGCGUGGUGGGGUAGAGAAUAUGGCCCUUACGGAGAGGGACUUGAGGAAUGUACUGGCUCGGGAGAAGAAGUUGAAGAUGAACGGUGGUGAUGCUAAUGCCAUGCUUGCCUAUUUUAACAAAAUGAGUUCUGAUAAUCAGAAUUUUUUUCCACAAGUACAGAUUAGAUGAACAGGGUCGGUUAACGGAUGUGAUGUGGGUGGAUGCACGUAGUAGGGUAGCGUAUGAAGAGUUUUGGGAUGUUGUGUGUUUUGACUCGACAUAUGUUACCAAUGAAUAUGAGCUACCGUUUGCCAACUUCGUGGGUGUAAAUCACCACGGACAGACCAUUCUUUUGGGAUGUGCUCUAGUAUCCCAUGAGAACACAGAAACUUUUGUGUGGUUGUUUACCAAUUGGCUAGAUUGCAUGGGUGGAAAAGCACUUGGUGGUUUCUUGACAGAUUAAUGUGCUGCAAUGAGGAAAGCUCUGAGUAUUGUCAUGCCCAAUUCCAAGCAUAGGUGGUGUUUGUGGCAUAUUGUGAUUAAGUUUGGUAACAAGCUCGGAAGCUAUGCGAAGUACCAGGAAUUUCAUGAUGUCUUACUGAAUGUUAUAUAUGACAGUUUAAGCGCAGAUGAAUUUGAGCUUAAUUGGACUUUAGCAAUUGAGUCUUAUGGUCUUGGAUCGGAUGAGUGGCUUUCAGGUCUGUUCAAGGAGAGGCAUAUGUGGAUCCCAGCCUACAUGAAACACCUAUUUUGGGCAGGGAUGAAAACCACGCAGCGUUCAGAGAGCAGCAACAACUUCUUUGACAAGUACGUGAAGAGGGACACUCGUUUGUACCAGCUUGUGGAGAGGUACUGUGAUGCCAUGGAAAACAGGGUCAAUGCGGAGAAAGAAGCUGAUGCCAACAGCGCCAUGUGAUUGAGGCAUGUAAUCACUGGUUUUUCAUAUGAGAAAGCCUUCCAGAAGGUGUACACUGAUGCAAAAUUCGUAGAGGUACAGGAGCAAUGCACCAGGUUUAUGUACUUGAGCGUUGUUGGGAAAAGGGAGGUAUCUAAAAAUGCUGUGGAACAUUUGGUUCAAGAUAGGGUCUAAUUUUACGAUAAACAACUGAAAAAGGAAAUUCCUGUGGAUAGGAAGAGAGUCUACACUGUAAUGUUCAACUCUGAAACAAAUGACGCAUUAUGUGAAUGCAAGCUGAGUGUCAUGGAAUCAUGUGUAGGCAUCAAUUUAAGGUGUUUGAUGAUAAUGGGGUAAAACAAGUCCCUUCAAAAUAUAUAUUGAGGCUGUGGCGUAAAGAUGUCCAUAGGUGUCACACUCGGGUGAAGGAGGCAUACCAUGAUCCUUCCAAAACAGAAGAAGUUAAGAGGUAUGAUAGAAUAAUAGUCCAGUUUGAGAGUGUGUGUCUUAAGGCAGCAAGUCGUCCAGAGUAUGCUAAAAUGGCGUUAGAUGCAAUAUGCAAGCUGGAAAAUACCUUGGAUGCUGCCAUCCAAAAGGAAAGUGUUAAUGCUGCCAUCCAAAAGGAAAGUGUUAAUGGUGCUGAUAGUGAUUCUGCCACUAUGGAAUCGUCCCCUUCAGUGAAUAAUGAUGUGGAAGGGGUGGGUACCAUGCCUCCAUCUGAAUUAGGGGAUUCGUGUCUGAACAGUUCUGCAUUGGGGCUUGACGAUAUAUCAGUUGACCCAUUAGUUAACACUCCAACUCAAGCUGUACUUGUUGCAAACGAGGUUUGUCAUAAUUCGGGAAGUUCUGUGGAUGAGAACCUGGCUUGUGAUGUAUUAGUGCAGAAGGCCUUGUCUGUUGGCGAUCCAAUCUCUCGGAAAAAACCACAUAGACCGAGGGCUAAGUGUUUCCUUUCGUUUGCAGAGAAAUGUGCCAAGAAAGCAUUGUCCACACGAACUAAGACAGACAAUGUGGGCAACUGUGUUUUGACUGAGGUUGAACCUGAAUCUAACAACCCUCCUAAGCAAAAAAGAAAAAGAUGAAGGAAGUCCAAAGAGCAGGAACUUCCCGCAACUGUUAUGCCAGGGCAUAUUUAGGAGGAAGUUCAAAGCUUGUUUUGAUCCAACCAAGACAAUACUAUUCCUGGUUUUAUCCGUGUGAUCAGAUGAAGAAGAUGAAGACAUACUUUUUUCCUCUUUUGAUAAAAUCAGUAGGAAUUGUAUGUAUGGAGUUGUAUUUAUAUAAGAUAGAGUGUGAACUUUGAAAGUCCUAAACCCUUUAACAUUGAUCUUUUUCUUUCUAGUAGGAAAAACAUUAAUAAUUUGCCUA